Messenger RNA from Drosophila navojoa, 1224 nucleotides. Its product is annotated as transmembrane reductase CYB561D2. NCBI's taxonomy places the organism in Eukaryota, Metazoa, Arthropoda, Insecta, Diptera, Drosophilidae. Gene Ontology annotation, molecular function: transmembrane monodehydroascorbate reductase activity. The record is from RefSeq and is a predicted model, not a curated record.
CAUAUGACACAUCUCUAAUCAUAACAAAUGUUAGCGGCUGUCGACUAGUCAGUCCAUGUAUAAAUUAAACGAAAACAAAAACAAAACAAAACCUCUCCAGAGAGGUCUGAGAAUGACGCUAUCACACAUACCAACAGCAACGAUUACGUGGCUGUACAUCGUUCUGCCGCUCUUUAUACAUAUGUACUAUGCGCAGCUCAUUGAGAAUAUUAACUUAGUCUCGUUUCUAGUCUGCGACACGGCGGAACGUAUCAUACUGCUUUACGGCUGAUUUCAAGAUGAAGCAAGCAACAAGCUCGUCAUCUGCGUCGUCACCAUGGCUGUUACAAAUUCAAAGCCUGUUAAACAGCAUAAACCAUAUGCUGAUCUUUGUGGUGGGUGCCUUUUUCUUCACGCUCGCCAGGAGUCUGGAAUUUCAGGAUACGGCCAUGCACAUGUUUAUGACGGGCGUAGGAUUUCAUGUACUAAUUGCUCAGGCAUUGAUGUCACACUAUAAGGUAAACCGAAUUACCCGCUGGCUCUCGCACAAGAACAAAUCUCGCUUGCAUGGCGUCCUGCAAUUGGUCGGUGGUUCGAUGGUGCUACUGGGCGCCUUGGGCAAGUUCUCCCAGAAGGAUGUGCACUUUAACACUUGGCAUGGUAGAUUCGGUGUGGCCGCUGCCUUUGGGUGCGCUGCGAGCGUUGUUGGCGGUCUGGUUAACUUCUUCCAGCCCAAAUUUGCGUUGAAAGUAUUUCCACCCUCGGAAAUGCGUUUCCGUCAUAAUCUCUUUGGACUGCUCAGCUUUACGAUUGGCAUGACGGCCAUUUACCUGGGCUACUAUUCAAAGUUCUUUACACGUGUCGUUGAUCAUGAGUUUAUACCUGCCCUGAUGCUAACCACGGUAUUAGUCUACUUCCUGACCAUAAUUGGGCCGGUGGGGUCGCUGCUAACUAAGCUCAAGUACCGCAGGCAAAAGUCCGCGUAAAAGGGGCUGUUGGCUAGGAAUCCAAAUUGGUGAAGGUUAUGAGGCUACAUGAAGGAGAAUCCCCUUUCAUUGAGUACAAUAAAAAAUGAAUACAAAGUAAACUUUCUAAAGCGCAACGAAGGCAAUUUGAAUUGUCAAUUGGCUUGGCGCUUCGCGCUUGGCUCGGUGCCAAAUAAAUUCUUUGACUGCAUAUUUAAUUGGAUAUGCGUUGCAGACAUGCCAGACAUAUUAUGACAAACAGUAAUCUGUCAAUAUAAUG